GAAAAGAUUCGAUCGUACAUCCAGUCCGAGCUACAAGCUUCAGUCCUUGACCAACUCGCCCCUCACUUGUGGUUGUUUUCCAGGAAGUCAGGCUCCCACAUUAACGCCUUACACCAGCUAUUUAGCAAAACUAGGAAAGUCGUGAUAAUAGAGGACCCUGGACUCCACCUAGUGUGGCACGAAGAUGUCUUUUAUGUCAAACCAAUCCCCAAUUGGCUGCUCUGCAGCGCUGUCUGGGAUCAGCAAUUGAUUGGAUUGUCAACCGUACCAAGUUCUCCGUCUCCAGCAUCAAUCUCACUAGCACAUUGUUCGGAUCUGACUAAAUCCGCCAUUGGCUUCUUGCGUUCCUAUUCCUGGCUGAUUCGACACCCCUCGGACUUCGCCCUGGCCCGGCAGGCGAACUUGGUUCCCGAAGGCAUUGAUGGGGUUGAUUUCGAAACUUUCAUCCGCACCUUUCGAACUCUCCCCGAUGCCGCCGUCACGGAGAGAUAUCACUAUGGGCAACUCCGGCUAUCUCGCCUCCACCUUGCGACCCGGCUCGUGCGGCCGGUGUCAGUGGUGGGAAUGAAACGGAGAAAAAUUUGGUGGUAUUAUCACGAGACAAGGUGGACGGCCGGUCAGUAUUUCAGGGACUACAUCACAGUUUUCAUUACUGCGUUCGCAGUCUUGUCCCUCGCCUUAUCCGGUAUGCAAGUGGCAUUAGCGGUUGAUGUGAACCAGCGCGCACUUGCUCGAGGGUUCUGGGGGUUGGCUAUCGCUGUGGUUGUU
This is a messenger RNA of Trichoderma virens Gv29-8, 768 nucleotides long. RefSeq lists its product as uncharacterized. The record is from RefSeq and is a predicted model, not a curated record. The annotation marks the transcript as partial. The transcript has a single exon. NCBI's taxonomy places the organism in Eukaryota, Fungi, Ascomycota, Sordariomycetes, Hypocreales, Hypocreaceae.